Messenger RNA from Megalops cyprinoides (Indo-Pacific tarpon), 2779 nucleotides. Its product is annotated as protein HID1-like. Lineage: Eukaryota; Metazoa; Chordata; Actinopteri; Elopiformes; Megalopidae. Gene Ontology annotation, cellular component: membrane; Golgi medial cisterna; Golgi trans cisterna. The record is from RefSeq and is a predicted model, not a curated record. Bases 165 to 2582 code for a protein of 805 amino acids. The transcript is spliced from 19 exons.
UCAGUUCGGGAGUGCGCCUGAAACCCGGAAGCGGCGCAUCCUGGAUCCUGCUCGCCUUUGCGCUCCGGCCGUCGGCUGCGCGCAGGAGGGAGGCGAGCGUGAGAGAUUAGCGAGGCUUCGCGGCGGCUUCAGGGUAGCGAAGAGGGGGAGAAAAGCUGAACGAAAUGGGCAGCUCCGACUCCAAACUCAACUUCAGGAAAGCCGUGAUCCAGCUCACCACCAAAACGCAGCCCGUGGAGGCCACGGACGAUGCUUUCUGGGACCAGUUCUGGGCGGACACCGCCACCUCGGUCCAGGACGUGUUUGCCCUGGUGCCGGCCGCCGAGAUCCGAGCCGUCAGAGAGGAGUCACCCUCGAACCUCGCCACACUCUGCUACAAGGCGGUGGAGAAGCUGGUUCAGGGUGCGGAUUCGGGGUGCCCGUCAGAGAAGGAGAAGCAGAUCGUCCUGAACUGCACACGGCUCCUCACUCGCAUCCUGCCCUACAUCUUCGAGGACCCUGAUUGGAGGGGCUUCUUCUGGUCCACGGUGCCGGGUGCUGGGCGGGCUGGGGUAGAUGACAGUGAUGAUGAUGGCUCCCGCCCCCUGGCCGAGUCCCUCCUCCUGGCCGUCGCUGACCUGCUCUUCUGCCCUGACUUCACUGUGCAGAGUCACAAGAGGGGCGGUCCCGACACGGCCGAGGACAUCCAGUCCAUCGACAGCUGUGAAUACAUCUGGGAGGCGGGGGUGGGGUUCGCGCAAUCUCCGCCCCUAAACUACAUCCACGACCUCAACAGGACAGAGCUGUUGAAGCUGCUGCUGACCUGUUUUUCGGAGGCCAUGUACCUGCCCCCUGCCUCUGACAGCAGCAGCCCCUGGGUCUCCUUCUUCUGCUCCACGGAAAACAGGCACGCCCUGCCGCUCUUCACCUCCCUGCUGAACGUGGUGUGCGCGUACGACCCCGUAGGCUACGGCAUCCCGUACAACCACCUGCUCUUCUCCGAUUACCGGGAGCAGCUGGUGGAGCACGCUGUCCAGAUCCUCAUUGUCACCCUGGAGCAUGAGGGCGGGGCCUCCGCCUCCGCCUCCGGCCACACCCCGGACCCCUCUGCCUCCCCCUCCGCCAUGGACGACCAGGAGUCUGUGGGCCCAGAUAACCUCUUCGUGAAUUACCUCUCCAGGAUCCACAGGGAAGAGGACUUCUGCUUCAUCCUGAAGGGUCUGGCCCGCCUGCUGACCAACCCUCUGACCCAGACCUACCUGCCCAACUCCACCAAGAAGAUCCAGUUCCACCAGGAGCUGCUGGUGCUCUUCUGGAAGCUGUGUGACUUCAACAAGAAGUUCCUGUUCUUUGUGCUGAAGAGCAGUGAUGUUCUGGACAUCCUGGUUCCCAUCCUGUACUACCUGAACGACGCACGUGCCGACCAGUCCCGUGUGGGUCUCAUGCACAUUGGGGUCUUCAUCCUGUUGCUCUUGAGUGGGGAGCGUAAUUUCGGCGUGCGUCUGAAUAAGCCGUACUCCGUGCGCGUGCCCAUGGACAUCCCUGUCUUCACCGGGACCCACGCUGACCUCCUCAUCAUUGUUUUCCACAAGAUCAUCACCAGUGGACACCAGCGACUGCAGCCACUCUUUGACUGCUUACUCACCAUCAUAGUGAACGUGUCGCCCUAUCUGAAGAGCCUGUCCAUGGUGGCAGCCAAUAAGCUGCUGCAUCUCCUGGAGGCCUUCUCCACCACCUGGUUCCUGUUCUCCUCCUCGCAGAACCACCACCUGGUCUUCUUCCUGCUGGAGGUCUUCAACAACAUCAUCCAGUACCAGUUCGACGGUAACUGCAACCUGGUGUACGCCAUCAUCCGCAAGCGUAGCGUCUUCCACCAGCUGGCCAACCUGCCGUCCGACGCCGCCUCCAUCCAGAAGGCCCUGCAGAGGAAGAGGAAGUCGCCGGGGGGCAUCUCCCGCACCGCCUCCCAGGAGACGGUUUCCAUGGAGGGCUCCCACCCCGCCAUCCCCGCCGAGCCGGGCACGCUCAAAACCAGCCUGGCGGCCACGCCAGCCAUCGACAAGCUGACGGAGAAGUCGCAGGUGUCCGAGGAUGGCACCAUGGUCUCCGUCCAGCAGAAGGACUCUCCGCAGACCCCGUCGGACCACAGCUGCGCCGCCGGUGCCAGCGACACCGAGUCCAACUCGGGGAGGGACAACGAGGACGUCUUUUACACGGAGACGGAGACGGAGAGGAAGCGGCUGUCCAGCACGUCGUCGGCCACCGUGUGGACGCCCACGCCAGACUGGGUGCUCUCCUGGAAGAGUAAGCUUCCUCUGCAGACCAUCAUGCGUCUGCUGCAGGUGCUGGUUCCCCAGGUGGAGAAGAUCUGCAUCGACAAGGGCCUGACGGACGAGUCGGAGAUCCUGAAGUUCCUCCAGCACGGAACGCUGGUGGGCCUCCUUCCCGUCCCGCACCCCAUCCUUAUCCGGAAGUACCAGGCCAACGCCGGCACCGCCAUGUGGUUCCGCACAUACAUGUGGGGCGUGAUUUACCUGCGUAACGUGGAUCCCCCGAUUUGGUACGACACAGACGUGCGGCUUUUCGAGAUUCAGAGGGUGUAGCGGGGCGGAGCCGAGCAGAGUGACUGACAGCAGCAGGACUGGGCCGUAUUCCGAAUCCCACCCCCCCACAUCAGUCUGUGUGAGGAAGAGGAGGAGUGAGGAAGACGGGGGGUCACAGCGACUCACGUGGCCUGAGACUCCACCGGGGGGUUUUUCUUUUUUGUAUGAUUAUUUUUAUCAUUAUUAAAAUUGUUAAA